Maylandia zebra (zebra mbuna) is the source of this 6053-nucleotide messenger RNA. Its product is annotated as transcriptional coactivator YAP1. Gene Ontology annotation, cellular component: cytoplasm; nucleus. Gene Ontology annotation, molecular function: protein binding; transcription coactivator activity. The record is from RefSeq and is a predicted model, not a curated record. Gene Ontology annotation, biological process: positive regulation of transcription by RNA polymerase II; hippo signaling. NCBI's taxonomy places the organism in Eukaryota, Metazoa, Chordata, Actinopteri, Cichliformes, Cichlidae.
ACUAACUUUUUCACUAUUUUAAAAUUAAAAAGUCAAGCAUUUAUUCAGAUCAAUAAGUCGUCAAGUCAAAGUUUAUUAGCUAAUAUAAGACUCGGGCGCCCCCCGUAUGAGCUGCUGCCUUUGGUGGGUUAUACUGAACUGAAUUAGUGGACGCACUGCAGUCCAGAAAGACAUUUUUCUUGAAUUCAAUCUGUUGGCCAGCUGAGCUCUGAGCUCACUGUAGCGCGUGUUUUCCACUAGAGGCAGGCGCUGUGUCCUGCCUGCCUGCACGGGACAAACAGGCUCCGGCUGGCUUGGCCUCAUCAGGGGCGGAUGUUUUCUCAGUACAACUUCCCAAUUUCCCCACCCAACCCCCAAACCAGACGAGACCCAGGCCCGGACUCAAGAAGUGAUCCCCCACCCACCUAUCCCCUGAAAGUAUAUUAUUGCGCUUGUCUCUUUCCCACCUCCCCCCUUCUCCGCAUUUGGCGCUGUGCUACUUUCAUCAGCUGCACUGGAAAACCGCACAAACUGGAAUCAAAAAUCUAGGCAGAAAGUAGAAUGACGCUCAUUUCCGUCCAUUGUAAGGGCUGAAAGUGACUCACAUGAUCCAAGUGGAGGUGUUAAAAAAACUCAAAGUCGUUUUUUGUUCCUUCUUAUUGAUAGUUCACACGUCUGUCCUAGGAGUGAAGUAUUUCCCCUGCAACUGCGGCAGCUUUAAAGCCUGCAACCCCGCCCCUUCGCACUAUCACGGGAAUCUAGACUGAAAGCUGGAUGUGAAAAAAAAAAAAGUUUGGAGGUCUCGCAGAAACCACUCUUCUCCUACCAGCUUCCAUUUAUGCGUUUAUUCUUUUACUUUGGGAGGUUUUCGGCUGAGACUUUGCGUCAAACCUGGGUGUCUUCCUGACUGUUUUCCCGGCUGAGAUUUCUCCGACUUAUUUUUUUCCUCUGCAGGAAUACAGAGAGAGGGGGGAAACGGUCUGGCUGCUUAAAGAUUUGUUUCGACAGUAAACUUUUGGCGACAUGGACGCGCACCGUGGCGCGCCUCCGGCCGGGCAGCAGAUCGUGCACGUCCGCGGGGACUCGCAGACGGAGCUGGAGGCCCUCUUCACGGCGGUGAUGAACCCUAACGCGGCCAAACAGCCUUCAUCUCUCCCCAUGAGGAUGAGAAAGCUGCCGGACUCCUUCUUCAGACAGCCGGAUCCCCGGGGCCACUCCAGACAAGCCAGUUCAGAUGGAGGUGUGUGCGGCUCCCAGGCUCCUCAUCACGUCCGCGCCCAUUCCUCCCCUGCUUCCCUUCCUGUCAACUCCCUCUCCACUCAAGCAGCAGAUGUAGCAGCAACACCAAUCAUACCCGAUGACAUGCCACUCCCCCGAGGUUGGGAAAUGGCCAAAACACCGACUGGCCAGCGUUACUUCCUCAAUCACCUGGAUAAGACAACCACUUGGCAUGACCCUCGCCUGGCACAGCUUCAGUCAGCUGCGGCUCAGCAUCCCAUCUCUGGCCCUCCGGUCCAUGCCCACUCCCUCAGCAACCCAGCACCUACAACGCAACCACAAAACAUCAACCCAGAGAAAGGUCCACUGCCUGAAGGCUGGGAGCAGGCUGUGACUGCAGAUGGAGAGAUGUACUACAUCGAUCACAUAAAUAAGAACACCACAUGGGUCGACCCGCGUCUAGCUCAGAAGAUGAACCCAAGCAUCCUUGGCAUGGCAAUGCAGCAAAGUCAGGAAAAGGACAGGCUCAGAUGCAAGCAAGGCAUCCCUCAGCAAAUCGCACCACAGGAUGUAGGAGGAAGGAGCCAGAUGCCCGGUGGGAUGGACCACGACAGGAGCGCACAGACACUCGUCCCGUCUCUGGAUGUCAGGAUCAGAGCAUCGAACCACGAACCUACACUUAAUGGCGCUCACUCUCGCAAUGAGAGCACUGACAGCGGUCUGAGCGUCAGCAGCCUACCCCGCACGACGGACCACAUGCUGAGCUCUGUGGAGCACAUGGACACUGGUGACUCGGAGCCCCCCUCGAUGGCCUUGCAGGACUCGAUGCCCGUGCUCCCAAUGUCCGAGGGCGAGGAACUGAUGCCCUGUAUCCCAGAGGGUCUGAGUUCAGACCUGCUGAUGGACAUGGAGACCGUUCUAUCCGGCUCGCACAUGGACAGAGACAGCCUGCUCACCUGGCUAUAGACACGACCAGCCACUGGUCCAAAUGUAAUUUGGCAUCAAAUUUCCAUAACGUGACUGAGAAUUCUGGUGGAUUUUUGGCUCCAAAGGUGGUACAGAACAACAUUACAGAGAGAAUAUGCUACCGUUGUGUGAUGGAUAACCUAACACUACUCACAUCCUGAGGAAGAAGGUGGUAAGCUGCUGGUAUUUUACUCUUUUUGGCCCUGGUUUUAAAGAGAAGCACGACAGAACAUCCAUGUUUUCAUUUUUCUAAUAACACGCCAUUCUUUUUAGUCUUUACUUGGUAGCUGGUUUGGAACAAACUUUUAAAGUGCCCCGUUAUACUCAUUUACAGGUUCAGAAUUUUAUUUUAAAUGUUUACUAGAAAAAUCUAUAAAUGAUUUUUUUAAUGCUGGUUUUCUCAAACUGUACAUUUAAAAAUGCCUUGUCAUUUACACUCCUGUCUCUUUAAGAUGGUCACUAAAAGGCUGCUCUGUUUGGUUGGUUGAAAUGACAAAAGCAAGGAAACACUGAAGAGGUUAUGAAGUUAACAGGUUUUUAACAGUCUAAGAGGCGUUGGGUGCAAGCAGAAAAACAUUAUUCACAUUAGGAUUAAAUUCAAUAGUUGAUUAUUUUCUCUCACAGAGAGCAUUUUGCAUGUAAUUAAGGCUAAAAUCACAGCACUCCUAUAGUUUUUAACAUAUGUCAAUGAUGUUUCUGUCUGGUCGAGGAACUCUAACGUUAGGUACAUUUAUAAUUACCAACUCUGUUGGUGAUACAAGGGUGGCCUGCAUCUGGAUUUAACUAGUUCCUCGUGCUUGCUUUUGGGCUCUGCAAAACUGCCAAGUGGGUAAUAUGUGUUACAUAGUGAGUUAGAUGAGUAACGGAGGAAAAGCCUGAACUGCUUAGAAAGCCCCUCAAACUGUUUAGCAAUAUCAUGAAGUCCAGUACAUGGUGUGGCAUGCAAAAAUUAAUUGUAAAACACUUUAACCAAAAGGUGGCAGUGUUUUACAAUAAAAUUUUAGUGUAGUUGUCCACGCAACAAAAUGGAAGUUUGUUUCUGCCACUUGAAAGAAAGAUCUGCAAAUUCUUUCUAAGUUGAAAUUUAUCUCAAAAUUUAGAUUUUUAAAUUUUUAAAGUUCCAAGUUAAGUUAAAAGUUUGAGAUAAUUAAAAAUUUUAGGAAGUAUGUUUAAUUAUCACCUACAAACCCCCCCAAAACUGUGCCAUUAACAAGCUUUCUUACACCCAGAAAUGCAUUAUUUUAUGUGUUUUUCAAAAUAUUUUGUGUUACUAUCCAAACAUAUGAACUUUAAUAUUUCUUUUUUAAAAAUUAUACUUUUUUUUUUACCCAAAUUAUUAGGCUUAAUAUGAUAGUAGCAUGAAUUCUGUACACAUGUCACACUAACACUAACUUUUAUCAUGUUUGAACAUCUCAUGCUGAUCUCAGCAGAUUAGCUCACACAGAGUAGAGACUACACUGACACAGUGCGCCGCCUUGUGGUUCAAAGUGGUAUUACAGAAGAGUACAGGCCAGCCCCAUUUACUCUUCAGCUGAUAUCAUGUUUGCAACACACAGACAUCAUCGCUACAAUAAGAUCCUUUCAACAUUCACAGAAAUAACAACAGCAUAUUAGGGGUACUUUAAAAAAAACAGAGUGAAUUCACAAAAAGAGCAUUUCAAAAGAAUAAAAGUGGUACAGAAGCGAUACGACGUUUUGUUACACACACUUUUAGUGGGUUACUACGUCAAAACAGCCUCUAAAUUCAGAUUUUUAAAUGUACAUGUGUGCUAAAAACAACAACAACAAAACAUUCCUAGCAAGGGUCAGAACUAAGCAAUCAAACUCAAGAACUAACAUUAGGUGCGUUAUACCUGACUAAAGACCACCUGCUGAAAAGCUGCCACUUUUCUGGUUUAGGGACUUGAUGCACUCUUGUGGUGUGACUCUAUAGAAUUUGUCAUGAAUGAAGAUGCUAAAAGGAGUCGCAUUUACUUCCAAACCUUAAAAGCAGUUGUUUGAAAUCCUCACAAGCAGAAGUAUUAAAACUUGGUCUAAAGACCUGACAAUUCAAAGUCUGCCAUUAAAUAAAAAUAAUAAAAAGAGCUACAGAGUGAUGCCACCAUACAAAGGAGUCUUAGUUUGAAGACUAAAACUAGAAUAUAAUCUGCUUUCAGGAGUCCUCCUCACACAGAGAGGAACUGUUACAGAGAACAUCUUCAGUGAAUGAUCUCAUGAUCACUGUAACGCAAUGUCUCCCAAUACAGGAUUUUCCCCCGGCAAACGGUAAUCCCAACUCAUCUGGUGAUUUGAUGAAGUUUAUUAAUUAAUUAGCCCAUCUCUGUUCUAAAAAGAAACCCUCACACCGCUCUGAUGUAAAAUCUCUGCAUAUACAGUUACUAACAUACAGGUUUUACUUGUCUUGUUGCCAUGUUAGGUUGCAUUUUAUUCCCAUGAUUUUGUGCACACAGAACUGGAUUGAAACUUCACAAGUAUGUGUUAGAGAUUUGUUAUACUGGAUUGCGUAGCGUGUGGCUGCUUUGUCCACUCCUUUUCUUUGUUGGGUUUUUUUUCUAACAUAAAUUAAAUCAUCUGCCAGCAUUCCUCCAGCUUUGAUACUUAAACUGGUUUAUUCCCUUUUUUGGCUUGAGGCAAUCCUAAUGAUUCUCCUCGUAUAACACCAAAGCACCACCUCCACACAGAAAAAACGUGCAAGCCAAGUUUGAACUUCUCAACUGCAAAUCAGCUACAAUUUUUAUCAUUGCUGUUUAUUUUUCAGAUGCACUUUUCUACUAUUUCAGGCAUCCAGUCUUACCCCUUAGUUUCCUAAAUUGCAAAUGCAUCAAAAUUAAUGGGGAGGAUGUCAAAGGCUAAUUGAUUUUCUCAUAUUCAAUGAAACGAUAAGUCAUGUGUCUGAUUUACAUUAUAUUAUUUUUAGAAUAUCUUGUAGAAGAUGCAGUCUUUCAUUUGGGCUUGUUGUUUAUUAACCAGUAAAAUUUACUGCAACAACUAACCUGUUUCACAGUCUACAGCUACUUGAUGUAGAUUAGAUGGUUUUACAGGAAAGCAGUUUUGCAUGGAUAGGAAUGCAUUAGAUGCCUGGAAUAGUAGGAAAAAUACAAUAUUAUCAUAGAGAAAUAAUCUUUUUUUAGUGCUAAUAAGAUAUUGAUUUGCUGCCACACUGUAGAGUUAGAAUUGUUUGUGGAUCAAGCGAAACGUGUCGUGCUUCAUAAAAGGACUUCAGCAUAAAUCAAAGAUCCUGUUCUGACUUCUCCAAAAAGAAAAAUACUAAAUGCGGAUGCUGUGUUUGUAGUAUAUAUUGUACUCUAACUGAAAAGGCUAUCUGAAGUUGCAAUGCAGGAGGCAAACAUCAGCUGGGGAGCAGUUUAAUUCUCCCUUAUUAGUAAAGCUAUGUAAGAAGUGUAUAAUCUGUUUGGUUUUUUUGUUGUUUUUUAACUGCUCGGUUGUUUCUGCAGUGUGUGUUUGUAUAUUUUAUCUAAAGUUGAAGCUUUUAAUUGUUGGUGAAAGAAUUUCCUCUAACCAGCAUUGUUAAAUAUAUCUAUUAGUAUACAGUAUAGAGUAAAAAGGUAUAAUUAACCCUCCCCCACAGUCAACGUUUUGUGAUGUUUCCUAAAAUUUAAGUACCAAACUUACUGAGCGGCUUACUGCUCGUACACAUAGUGCAACACACUACCUAGCCUAAUAUUUAUCUGAGGAUGCAUGACACUUGCUAUGUAUGUUACAUAUAAUGACUUUUGUUAUCCUAUUUACAGAAAGUUUGGAUGCAGUCAGACUUAUUUUAUACCUUUUUAUGCAUGCGAUUUAUAUAAAUGUUCUUUGUAAUCAUUUUAAAGGAGUUUCUGUUUAACAAACUUUUAUGUACCCCUAAAUAAAAACAUUGUUUCUUGUGA